GCUUAGCUCCCCGUGCAGACCCCUGUAGGCGGCGCCAGCCGCACAGGGCGGUGCUGGCGACCGGGAAGUUCGGGCCCUAGGCUCGGGACAUCCCCUUCCUUCACUUCCCGGUCCUCGAGGACCGAGGCCCAGAUAGCCAGAGGGCGCGGGCGAGAGGCAGCUGGUGUCCCCCAGGUCAAAUCUUGGAGGAUGCUACGUGCUCUGUGGACCUUCUGGAUCUUGGUGGCCAUGACAGGCCUCUCCAGGAAGGACUGUUCUGCUCAGGCACUCCUGUCAUGUGAUGCUGCUGGUGUGUGUGAUGGCCGCUCCAAGUCUUUCACCUCCAUUCCCUCAGGACUCACAGCAGCCGUGAGGAGCCUUGACCUGUCUAACAACAAGAUCACUUCCAUUGGCCAUGAUGACCUGCGGGUGUGUGUGAACCUCCAGGCUCUGAUGUUGCAGUCCAGUGGAAUCAACACAAUAGAGGAAGGUGCCUUUUCUUCCCUGAGCAGUCUUGAACAUUUGGACUUGUCUGAUAACCACUUAUCCAGCUUAUCUUCCUCCUGGUUCAGGCCCCUGUCCUCUUUGAGAUACUUAAACUUACUGGGAAAUCCUUACAGGAUACUGGGGGAAUCGUCACUCUUUUCCAGCCUCACAAAUUUACAAACCCUCAGGGUAGGAAAUGUUGCCACCUUCAGUGGGAUUAGGAGAACAGAUUUUGCUGGACUGAAUUCUCUCGACGAACUUGAAAUCAAAGUGCUAAGUCUCCAGACCUAUGAGCCCCAAAGUCUGAAGUCGAUUCAAAACAUCCGCCACCUGACCCUUCACCUGAGCCAAUCUGCUUUCCUGCUGAGGAUUUUUGCAGAUAUUCUGAGUUCUGUGGGAUAUUUAGAACUGAGGGAUGCUAGCUUGGCCAGCUUCCGCUUUUCAGAAUUGUCCACGGAUGAAAUAAAUUCACCUAUGAAAAAGCUAGCAUUCCGAAGUGCAGAUCUCACUGAUGCGAGUUUUAAUGAACUUCUGAAGCUGUUGCGGUAUGUCCCGGAACUGUCGGAGGUAGAAUUUGAUGACUGCACCCUCAAUGGAGUGGGCGAUUUUAACCCAUCUGAGUCAGACAUAGUGAGAGAGCUAGGCAAAGUAGAAACACUAAUGAUACGGAGGUUGCACAUCCCCAAAUUCUAUUCAUUUUAUGAUCUGAGUACCGUAUAUCCCCUCCUGGAGAAAGUUAAGCGAAUCACAGUAGAGAACAGCAAGGUCUUUCUGGUCCCUUGCCUGUUUUCACGGCACUUAAAAUCGUUAGAAUUCUUGGACCUGAGUGAAAAUUUGGUGGUUGAAGAAUAUUUGAGAAACUCAGCCUGCGAGAACGGCUGGCCUUCUCUACAAACUUUAAUUUUGAGACAGAAUCAUUUGAGGUCAAUAGAGAAAACUGGAAAGAUUUUACUGACUCUGAAAAACCUGACUGCCCUCGACAUCAGCAGGAACAGCCUUCAUCCUAUGCCUGAUACUUGUCAGUGGCCAGAAAAGAUGCGCUUCCUGAACUUGUCCAGUACAGGGAUACAGGCUGUAAAAACGUGCAUCCCUCGGACGCUGGAGGUGUUGGAUGUUAGUAACAACAACCUCAAUUCGUUUUCUUUGUCUUUGCCUCGGCUUCGAGAGCUCUAUAUUUCCAGAAACAAGCUGAAGACUCUCCUGGAUGCCUCCUUGUUCCCCGUGUUACUGGUCAUGAAGAUCAGAGAGAAUGCCAUAAGUACUUUCUCAAAAGACCAACUUGGUUCUUUUCCCAAACUGGAGACUCUGGAAGCAGGUGGCAACCUCUUCAUCUGCUCCUGCGAACUCUUGUCCUUCACCUUGGAGCAGUCAGCACUGCUCCAGGUCCUGGCUGACUGGCCAGACAGUUACCUGUGUGACUCUCCGCCCCGCCUGCGUGGCCAGAGGGUUCAGGACGCCCGGCCCUCAGUCUUGGAGUGCCACCAGGCUCUACUAGUGUCUGGCGUCUGCUGUGCCCUUCUCCUGUUGAUCCUGCUCGUAGUCGGCCUGUGCCACCAUUUCCAUGGGCUGUGGUACCUGAGAAUGAUGUGGGCGUGGCUCCAGGCCAAGAGGAAGCCCAAGAAAGCUCCAUGCAGGGACAUUUGCUAUGAUGCCUUUGUUUCCUACAGCCAACAGGAUUCCUACUGGGUGGAGAACCUCAUGGUCCAGCAGCUGGAGAACUCUGACCCGCACUUCAAGCUAUGUCUCCAUAAGCGGGACUUUGUUCCUGGCAAGUGGAUCAUUGACAACAUUAUCGACUCCAUUGAAAAGAGCCACAAAACCGUGUUUGUGCUUUCCGAGAACUUUGUCCGCAGCGAGUGGUGUAAGUAUGAACUGGACUUCUCCCACUUCAGGCUCUUUGAUGAGAACAACGAUGCGGGCAUCCUUGUUUUGCUGGAGCCCAUUGAGAAGAAGGCCAUUCCCCAGCGCUUCUGCAAGCUUCGCAAGAUAAUGAACACCAAGACCUACCUGGAGUGGCCCCAGGAUGAAGCCCAGCAGGAAGUGUUUUGGGUAAAUCUGAGAACUGCAAUAAAGUCCUAGAUUCUCCACCCAGUUCCUGUCCUGCGCUAACCAUGGGUCUUUGUGACAUGAACUGUAACAAAGUUUAUUCUGACAUAAUUAUUUAAGUACCAUAGAAUUGUACCCUUGAGGAUUUAAGUAUGACUAAUAAUUGUGAGCUUUAUCUUGAACGCUGUUAUAUAAAUAUUUUAUA
Molecule: messenger RNA, 2716 nt
Organism: Peromyscus eremicus (cactus mouse)
Lineage: Eukaryota; Metazoa; Chordata; Mammalia; Rodentia; Cricetidae
Gene: Tlr2
Product: toll like receptor 2
Exons: 2
Coding region: 190-2544 (784 amino acids)
Biological process (GO): inflammatory response; immune response; toll-like receptor signaling pathway
Cellular component (GO): membrane
Molecular function (GO): triacyl lipopeptide binding; protein binding; transmembrane signaling receptor activity
Source: RefSeq, a predicted model, not a curated record